Messenger RNA from Echinostoma caproni, 1470 nucleotides. The record is from the annotation of a GenBank genome assembly. NCBI's taxonomy places the organism in Eukaryota, Metazoa, Platyhelminthes, Trematoda, Plagiorchiida, Echinostomatidae.
AUGGCCACUCGAUUUUGGCCGGUGUUUGUCAGCACCUCGUUGACCUGUUUUUUCGGCGGAAUUCUGUUGAUUCUUCUCUAUCGUAUGGUGGUGCAGAUAAUCACAAAACUGUGUACUUGUGCUAGUACAUCCGAACCACCCGAGGUUAGUACACCCGAACCGAUGGCUUUGCGUGACCGUGGUAGUCGAAUGAGCACCGCCCCUGGCCGAUGGGCAUGUUCCCAGUCCUUAAACUCAAUCAAUGCCAGCCCAACUGCCCAAGAAGAAAUGGAACUGCGCGCGCAAAGUUCUGUCGUAUCGUUCAGUCAUUCGGUGCUCGGAACGAAUACCCCACCCACAGUGGGGAAUCGUCUCAAAUCCGGGUGUCAUACUAUGGUGCAAUAUGUACAUUUAUUUGCCGUGCGUCUAGUCAGCUAUCAGUGGCUCCCCGGACGUGCAUUCAUCGCGCUCAGUAUGAUCAUGAGUCUGUGCUCUUUCGGAAUCUACGUCUAUGAGGCCACAUUCUUCCCAACGGAUAUUGAGAAAUGUGGACACAAAGGACGUCGAAUGCGGACCAUGGACUUCGCGAUGAAUAUAUUUUUUUUCAUCCAUUUUAUUGUACGUUUCAUCGCCUGUCGAGACGCACUUCUAUUUUGGAUCGAUUGGUACUCAAUUUUGGACUAUUUCACCGUACCGCCCACAUUGUUCGGAUUUUUUAUCAAACGUAGUUGGCUUGGAUUCCGUUUCCUUCGUGUGUUCCGUUUGAUCAAUUUGGGUGAAGUGUUGCAUAAUCUGAAAUUGGUCCGUUCCGCAUCCAGUUUACGUAUGUGCCAAUUGUGCACGUAUUUCAUGUCCAUUUGGUUAUCCGGUGCGGGAAUGAUUUUGCUCCUGGAGAAUACGGGGAAUCUGAUCGGACCGGAUGCGUAUCAGGUGACUAAUCCGAUCACCUAUCCGACGGCGAUGUAUUUCACCAUUGUGACCAUGUCCACGGUCGGGUACGGGGAUGUGACACCGGCUACAUUUUUGGGCAAAUGUUUUGUCUGCCUGUUCAUUCUGUUCGCCUUGGCUACAUUUGCCAGUGCGAUCCCGGAGAUCGCGGACAUGUUUCUCACCUCACGUAAAUAUUCCGGUUGGUAUACGAAACAGGAAGGCAAAUCACACAUUGUGGUCUGUGGAAAUAUUACCACAGAUUCAGUGAAAACAUUUCUCGCCGAUUUUCUUCACGAGGAUCGACAACGAAGUGAUGUAGAAGUGGUGUUUAUGAAUCCGUGUAAACCGGAUUUGCAACUGCAAAGCAUAUUGCGUUUACACUUUUCCCGUGUGAAAUAUUUUCAAGUGAGUUGUCAAGGUUUUCAGUCUUCUUAUACCGCCUCGUCUGAUUUGAUUCAUCUACAGGCUAAUCGUGAAAUACGGUGGUUCAUCCUAAACGUUUAUCAGCACUUGGAUUUGAACCUCGGCACGAUUGAUGGUCAAUCUAACGCGAUAAAUUGA